AUGUCUCUCGAACAAGCUACUGCUUUCAAAAAUGAAGGAAACAAGGCCUUCUAAGAAAACCGUUUCUAAGAUGCCAUUGAUGCCUUCACCAAGGCUAUUGAAAUUAACCCAAACGACCACGUUUUUUAUUCCAACAGAAGUGGUGCCUAUGCUUCUCUCAAUAAGCUUGAUGAAGCUCUCGCUGAUGCCGUCUAGUGCAUUUCAAUAAAGCCAGACUGGGCCAAGGGUUAUUAAAGAAAAGGUCAUGCCGAAUAUGAACUCGGUAAGCUAUCCGAAGCUGUUGCUACCUUCAAAAAAGGUUUAGAAAUCGAACCUAACAACGCCAUUUUGAAAGAAAGACUCUAAAAAGUUGAAGAAGAACUUAAAGAAGAAUCUGCUGGUGGAAGUGGUGGUUAAUUUGAUAGCAUUGCCACAUAAAUUAUGAUGAAGCUUGCUGCUAAUCCCAGAACUGCAGAAUGGUUGAAAGACCCUUCUUUCAUGACUAAAUUAGAAAUGCUUAAGAAGAGCCCUCAAAUGUUCUCAGUCUUGAUGUAAUAAGAUCCUCGUUUGGGUGAAGCUUUCAAUCUUCUUCUUUCUGAUUUCGGUGGUGGUGCUUUCGGCUAAGGUGCUAACUUCAAUUUCUAAGACAAGAAGAAUGCAGAAGAACAAAAGCCUGAAACUAAAGAACACACAACAACUUCUACUACUAAUCAAGCUCAAGAUGACUUCAAGAUGGAAGAAGAAAUUCCUGAACCCUUCACUAAUAAUGCAAAAUAAGAAGCUCCUAAACCUGCCCCAAAGAAGGAAGAAUAAAAAAAGCCAGCUCAUGCUCCUGCUCCUACUUCCAAUCUCCCCGAACAUGAAAAGGUGAAGAAUGAAGGUAAUGAGUACUACAAGAGUAGAAACUUCGACAAGGCUUUGGAAUGCUACAACAAAGCUAUCGAGUUAUAACCCACUGAAAUUCUUUAUUACAACAAUAAAGCUGCAGUCUACAUUGAACAAAAGAACUAUGAUGCUGCUUUAGAAACUGUUGAACUCGCCUUGAAAGUCGCUCAAGACAACAACAUUAAAGAUUUCUAAAAGAUUGCCAAGAUCUUUGCCAGAAAGGCUUCCAUCCUCGCUAAGCAAGAAAAGUAUGCUGACUCAUUAUACUGGUAUGACAAGUCUAUGUUGGAAGACAACAACCCUAAGGUCAAGCUUGAAAUGAAGCAAAUUGAAAAGAUCAAAAAAGAAGCUGAUGCUAAAGCAUACAUUAACCCUGCUUUGGCUGAAGAACAUAAUGAAAAAGCUAAGGCAUUCUUCACUGAUGGUAAGUUCCCUCAAGCUUUAUAAGAAUAUAACGAAUGUAUCAAGAGAAACCCUACUGAAGCUAAGUAUUACUGCAACAGAGGUAUUUGCUAUUAAAAGUUAAUGGAAUUCCCUAGUGGUUUGAAAGAUUUAGAUAAGUGCCUUGAAAUUGAUCCUAACUACAUCAAGGCUUACAUCAAGAAGGGUCAAUGCCAUACUGCAAUGAAGGAAUUCCACAAGGCUUUGGGUGUCUAUGAAAAAGGUUUGAAGAUUUAACCUGAUAACCAAGAAUUAAAGGAACUCUUAGAAAGAACAAGAAUGUAAGCUUACAUGGGAGGUGGUGAUGAAAAGGAACAAUAAGAAAGAGCUGCACACGCCAUGGCUGAUCCCGAAAUCUAAUAAAUCUUAAGAACUCCUGAAGUUUAAAACGCCCUUAGAUCACUUCAAUAAGAUCCUAAAGAAGCAACCAAGAUUUUAAGCGAUCCCACCCUUGCUCCUAAAAUUGCUAAGCUAGUUGAAGCUGGUAUCUUAAGAAUGGGUUGA
Messenger RNA from Tetrahymena thermophila SB210, 1809 nucleotides. Its product is annotated as stress-induced-phosphoprotein, putative. The transcript is spliced from 4 exons. The record is from RefSeq and is a predicted model, not a curated record. Lineage: Eukaryota; Ciliophora; Oligohymenophorea; Hymenostomatida; Tetrahymenidae. Gene Ontology annotation, molecular function: Hsp90 protein binding.